Carlito syrichta (Philippine tarsier) is the source of this 851-nucleotide messenger RNA. It is a transcript of the gene GPR4, whose product is annotated as G protein-coupled receptor 4. Gene Ontology annotation, biological process: G protein-coupled receptor signaling pathway. The record is from RefSeq and is a predicted model, not a curated record. The transcript has a single exon. Gene Ontology annotation, cellular component: membrane. Lineage: Eukaryota; Metazoa; Chordata; Mammalia; Primates; Tarsiidae. Gene Ontology annotation, molecular function: G protein-coupled receptor activity. The annotation marks the transcript as partial.
AGGUGCGGCAGCGCAACGAGCUGGGCGUGUACCUGAUGAACCUGAGCAUCGCCGACCUGCUGUACAUCUGCACGCUGCCGCUGUGGGUGGACUACUUCCUGCACCACGACAACUGGAUCCACGGCCCGGGCUCCUGCAAGCUCUUCGGCUUCGUGCUCUACACCAACAUCUACAUCAGCAUCGCCUUCCUGUGCUGCAUCUCGGUGGACCGCUACCUGGCCGUGGCCCACCCGCUGCGCUUCGCCCGGCUGCGCCGCGUCAAGACGGCCGCGGCGGUGAGCGCGGUGGUCUGGGCCACGGAGCUGGGCGCCAACUCGGCGCCGCUGUUCCACGACGAGCUCUUCCGCGACCGCUACAACCACACGUUCUGCUUCGAGAAGUUCCCCAUGGAGGGCUGGGUGGCCUGGAUGAACCUCUACCGCGUCUUCGUGGGCUUCCUGUUCCCCUGGGCGCUCAUGCUGCUGUCCUACCGCGGCAUCCUGCGCGCCGUGCGCGCCAGCGUGUCCACCGAGCGCCAGGAGAAGGCCAGGAUCAAGCGGCUGGCCCUGAGCCUCAUCGCCAUCGUGCUGGUCUGCUUCGCGCCCUACCACGUGCUGCUGCUGUGCCGCAGCGCCGUGCGCCUGGGCCGGCCCUGGGACUGCGGCUUCGAGGAGCGCGUCUUCCCGGCCUUCCACAGCGCGCUGGCGCUGACCAGCCUCAACUGCGUGGCCGACCCCGUCCUCUACUGCCUGCUCAACGAGGGCGCCCGCGGCGACGUGGCCAAGGCCGUGCACCACCUGCUGCGCUUCCUGGCCAGCGACAAGCCGCAGGAGAUGGCCAGCGCCUCGCUCACCCUGGAGACCCCGCUGGCC